This is a messenger RNA of Nicotiana tabacum (common tobacco), 1186 nucleotides long. RefSeq lists its product as uncharacterized. The record is from RefSeq and is a predicted model, not a curated record. NCBI's taxonomy places the organism in Eukaryota, Viridiplantae, Streptophyta, Magnoliopsida, Solanales, Solanaceae. Gene Ontology annotation, molecular function: ubiquitin protein ligase activity. Gene Ontology annotation, cellular component: endoplasmic reticulum. Gene Ontology annotation, biological process: ubiquitin-dependent protein catabolic process.
CUCCAGGUAUAACUGAAAUUAGAGACGAAAUACGUAAGAACUUUGGGAGAGAGGGUGAAAAGCCCUAGAAUCAUCUUUGUUGGGAUCAGUACUUGUUCAAUACUAAUUGAAGGGAUCGAAUUACCGCUUUUUAUCUUCGAUCCAUUAAUUGCCUCCGAAUCCCCCUUGCUUUUCUUCAGAAUCGCCCUUAAUACUCGUAAUUGACAGGUUAAGGUUUUGAAGUUUCAGAAUACAGAUAUAUCUGAGUGAGAUGCAAGACUCAUCUACCAGGGCAUUUGAAAGCUCUUCUUCUUCCUCUGGGGAUGGGAGCAAUGAUGCUGGUGAUUUUGAAUGCAAUAUCUGUUUUGAAUUGGCGCAAGAUCCCAUUGUGACACUCUGUGGUCACCUCUACUGUUGGCCAUGCCUUUAUAGAUGGCUACGUCUUCACUCACAAUCCCAUGAAUGCCCUGUUUGUAAGGCCCUUAUUCAGGAGGAGAAAUUAGUUCCUCUUUAUGGCAGAGGAAGGACUUCUACUGAUCCCAGAUCGAAACCAAUCUCCGGCCUUGAAAUUCCUAAUAGGCCUGCAGGACAACGACCUGAAACAGCUCCUCAACCUCAAUCAAAUAAUAUUCCUAAUCUUGGAUUUGGUCAUAUGGGAGGAUUUUUUCCAACAGCAACUGCAAGAUUUGGUAACUUUACAAUGUCGGCUGGUUUUGGUGGAUUGUUCCCUUCGUUACUCAGCUUCCAGUUUCAUGGAUUCCCUGGCCCGACAGCGUAUCCUACCACAUCAAAUUACCCAUUUGGAUAUACUCCUGCAUAUCAUGGGCCACAUGUUCGUAACGCUCAAGACACAACCCAAGUACAGGCAGAUAGCAAUAUUAAGUUUAUGUUCUUACUUGUUGGUUUUCUUGUGCUCAUUUAUUUGUUGGGCUAAAGAAUGGACUCAGUCCAUGCCUGAUGCUAACUGUGGCUGUCAGAUUUUGUGCAUGUGGAUAUGUCAAUUUUGCACUCUCUAUGAAGUUUCUACUCAAAUAUUACUUUGGUGAUAUGUAGAUGCUGGGCACUUUGUUAAUUUCAAGUAAACAGUUUAUCUCUGUGUGAAAUGUGUAUAUUUUGAAUUCGCAAGGUGCUUCUAGCAUGUUUUUCCCCUCCCCCUUGUAAGAAUACCAAUGAGACACAUGGUCUUGUUGGCAGUUGAUGAUCUUCA